AUUUCCUAUUUCGUCAUCUCAUCAAAUUUUUCUAUCUAGGGUUUUCUAUUCUUCACCUCUCUCAAAUUUCCCCAAUUUCCUCACGAUAAAAGUUCUCUUUGUGGUCGAAAAACUACUAGUUUCCCUCCGAUUCAGCUUAUCAAUUCGUGUUCGAUUUCGGAGAGUUCGCAUAAUUGAUUAAGUCCUUUGAAUUGGGCGGUGAAGAACGCAAUUUUUGCUCCGACUCGGAGAAGUUGCUUCGUCAAUUGAAUGCCUGAAUUGGAAGGGUUUCAGCAGGUUUUGAAGGGGGAUUUCCUAGAAGGAGUUUGAUAUUGAGAGUCCAAUUAAAGGAAAAGGCCAAGUCAUGAAGAUUGUUUCUGGGUUCCUUUCGGUGUGACUAUAUCUGUUUGUGCAUCAAUUACAGGAAAAGAUUUCAGUCACCUUGCUCCUGAUACUUCUGAAAGAUCGUCAAGAGCUUUGCAGGGGUAACGUUCACGGGUCUUGGGAGAAAUGGAUCAUGGUCGCUAUGGUCUUCAUCAAGGAUGGGAAAAUAACAGCGCUUUGGAGGGUUAUGGUCCGGUAAAUGAGCCAAACUUUCGGGUUGGUGGUUCUUAUGAUGAGAGGAGGUUUGUAGAUGAAAGAUUUUCAAGGGACAGUGUUUAUUCAAGGAGUGCCUUCCACCGGGAUGUAUUGGAAAGGGAGAAUUAUCCACCACCGUCUGUUAGUCUCUGGCAUCAAACAAGGAAGAGAGCCUAUGAAGAUGAGUAUCCCCUUGAGAGGGAUUCUAGGAGGCAUGAAAAGGCAUAUGCUGAUCCAUACGAUAUGGAUUCUCGUAACACUGACCACUACCAUGAUCAUGGGUUUGACAGGCCUUCUCGGUACGGUGGACGUGAUCGUGAUGAUUACAUGUAUGAUGAUUAUGAUUACAGAACUCGUGUUCCCCACCAAAGCAGGGAAAAUAGCCGAGAGCGAGAUUAUGAUUAUGGUAGGCACAGUUAUGAUUCUGAUUAUGAGCGAGGAAGUAGGAGAGAUGGUAAUUGGCGAAGGCAUAAUUCCCGUGACCGUGAGCGUGAUAAAAGAGAUUUGAGUCGUGAAAGGGAUCAGAGUCCAUACAAGAAGCAUGAGCGUUCUCGGUCUAGGUCUCAUGGUCGGGAUGAUCGGCCAAGGUCACGAUCUCCUCGAGGUCGAAGUCAUGGUCGAAGUCAUAGGGAGGAGAGUUAUGAUGAUAGUCGAUAUGAGAGAAGUGAGAGGCGGAGGGAUCGUGAUGAUAAACACCACUAUUCUGUGGCUCCUUCAGCUACUGUAGUUGUCAAGGGUCUCUCUCAGAAGACAACGGAGGAAGAUUUGUACCAGAUACUUGCUGAAUGGGGACCUCUUCGCCAUGUCCGUGUGAUCAAAGAACGAAAUUCUGGCAUCUCUCGUGGAUUUGCUUUUAUAGACUUCCCUGCUGUGGGUGCUGCACAAGCGAUGAUGGACAAGCUUGGAGAUGAUGGCCUUGUUGUGGAUGGUAGAAAGCUUUUCUUUGAGUACAGUAGUAAACCGACAGGGGGAUCAAGUGGUCCUCUUGGAUUUGAAAAUUCAUCAAGGUCAGGUCAUGGUAACUACCGGAGUGUAACAAUACCAUCUGACUGGAUGUGCACCAUCUGUGGCUGUGUCAAUUUUGCACGCCGAACAUCCUGCUUUCAGUGUAAUGAACCAAGAACAGAUGAUGCACCCCCAGCUGAUAUGGCAUCAUCAAAUCCCACUCCUCUUGGGAAAAGAGGUGAAGCAGGCCCUACCCAUGUUUUGGUUGUCCGGGGAUUGGAUGAAAAUGCUGAUGAGGAAAUGCUUCGUUAUGAAUUUUCAAAGCAUGCUCCUAUAAAGGAUCUCCGACUUGUGAGGGACAAAUUUACACAUGUUUCUAGGGGAUUUGCUUUUGUGCAUUUUUAUUCUGUUGAGGAUGCUACCAAGGCCCUUGAGGCAACAAACGGUACUACUCUAGAGAAGAAUGGGCAAAUUCUUCGAGUUGCAUAUGCCAAAAGUAUUCUAGGACCUGGAUCAGGUGCAUCUGGUGCUUCUCAAUCCAGUAGUCUUGCUGCUGCUGCAAUUGAAGCAGCAACUUUUGCCCAACAGUAUGAUGCAGUUGGAUGGGCCCCAAAAGAAUACAAUCCUGAUGAUAAACAAUCUGCUGGUGGUGGUGGGCAAGAGCAAGAUGGUGGAGUUGCAGGUCAAACUAAUGCACCAGCACCGCAAUCUGGUUUCGUGUGGGAUGAAGCUUCUGGUUACUAUUAUGAUGCUGCCUCUGGAUUCUAUUAUGAUGGGAAUUCGGGACUGUACUAUGAUGGUAAUAAUGGGAUCUGGUAUUCAUACGAUAAUCAGACUCAGCAAUAUGUACCUUGUAAUAAUCAGAAUGAUGCAACAGCUGAAAAGCAAAGCGAAGCUUCCAAGACCUCUGAGGGUUCAAGUAAUAGAAAAGUAGUAAUAUCUGCACCAGCAGCCACGAUAACAGCAAAUGAGAAGGCUGCUUCUCUUCCUGAUGCUAUCCAGGCUGCUGCCAGUGCUGCAAUAGCUGCAGAGAAGAAAGAGAAAGAGAAAUCUAAAGAAAUAAGGCUUGCUUCAAAGAGCAGUAUACUGGCUAACAAGAAGAAGAUGAAUAAUGUGUUGACAAUGUGGAAACAAAGGAGUAACGAAGGUCAAGCUCCACGUGUGGCUCUCGAUGAGAACCUGCCUUCUGCAUUAUCAGAAGAUAGAGCAGGCUCAGUUGGGUCAUCUGCAAAGAAUAGAUUCAAAGCUGAGCCUGUUAUUACCAAGGAGAAUGCUACAACCACUUCAGGAUUUGCCGUAAACUCUGGAAUUCAAACUGAUGGGGAAUCUGAGGAUAGGCCGCGGUCUGUCAGCAGCAGCUCUGGUGGAACCCUAAAAGGGGUGAUUAGGGGCUCUGGGAUGGGUGUUAUCAAGUCUGAUACUCUGUAUACAGGAUCUUCAGGGACUUCUUUGACGCCUUUGCAAGCUGUUGCAUCUACUGCAGUUUCAUCUCAAUUAACAAACAUAGAUGCUUCUUCGACUCCAACACCCUUUAGAACAGAUGCAUCAGCAUUGGGUUCUUAUGCAUCAGCGGUCCCUGCUGUAAGUGGUAAAAGAAGGUUCUCGGAGAUGCCACAACAAACUCCUCUUCUGAAUAAGGAACAGACUACAUAUAGGGAUCGUGCGGCUGAGCGCAGGAGCUUGUAUGGUUCAUCUUCUUCACUUGGAGAAGAUCUUUCACAACUUGGGGCUGGGGAUUCGAAUCGAGACUCAACGCUAAGAAGGGGUGCUUUAGAUUCAAUGCCAUUUCCCCCUGGUGUUGGGGGCGGACGUGGUGCAACAGAUGGUAGUAGUCAGAGUUAUGAUGUGAUAACAGCUGACAGGGCACUUGAUGAGAACAAUGUUGGGAACCGUAUGCUUCGCAGCAUGGGCUGGAAUGAAGGCUCGGGUCUCGGAAGGGAUGGGAGUGGUAUGGUGGAGCCUGUUCAAACACAAGCGAUGGAUGGUAGAGCAGGACUUGGAAGUCAGCCUAAGAAGGUCGAUCCAAUCCUUGAAGUGCAGGCUGGAGAUAGCUACAGAACUCUGAUUCAAAAGAAGGCAAUUGCUAGGUUCCGCGAGAUGUCUUAUCGAGAAGGGAAUUAAGGUUCAGAAGCUCGUGAGUCUCGGAAUUGACAGGAAGAGAACUGGUUGUAUUGCUUUAGGUUGUGGCAUCACCAUACUGGUGAUUUUUUGCCUUGCCCAAUUGUGGUGAUUUACACUAUAGUUGCAGCACUGUUCAUUAGGAACAACAGAUCUUUUGCAUAAAAUUAUAAUCAUAACUCUUUUUUAACGUGACUGCUUAUAUCUGAUAUACGUUAGUGCUGGAGCAGGCAGCAUGCUUCCAUUUUUCCA
Messenger RNA from Coffea eugenioides, 3873 nucleotides. Its product is annotated as SUPPRESSOR OF ABI3-5. Lineage: Eukaryota; Viridiplantae; Streptophyta; Magnoliopsida; Gentianales; Rubiaceae. The record is from RefSeq and is a predicted model, not a curated record. Gene Ontology annotation, biological process: mRNA splicing, via spliceosome. Gene Ontology annotation, molecular function: RNA binding. The transcript is spliced from 16 exons. Gene Ontology annotation, cellular component: nucleus. The coding region runs from base 490 to 3624 and encodes 1044 amino acids.